Molecule: messenger RNA, 1334 nt
Organism: Lycium ferocissimum
Lineage: Eukaryota; Viridiplantae; Streptophyta; Magnoliopsida; Solanales; Solanaceae
Exons: 5
Coding region: 102-1187 (361 amino acids)
Biological process (GO): glucose metabolic process; beta-D-galactose catabolic process via UDP-galactose, Leloir pathway
Molecular function (GO): carbohydrate binding; aldose 1-epimerase activity
Source: RefSeq, a predicted model, not a curated record
UUCAUAAUAAGGCCAAUGAUAUUUUGAGGAGUGCACGUAUUUUAAGGCUGAAGAAGCUGUUACUAGGACACUGUCAAGUCUCAAAACCACUAGAGUUCACUAUGCCUUCCAAGAUUAUAAGUCUGUUGAGCUGUUUGUUCAUUCUUCAACUGUGGGCUGCCACCAGUGUUACAGGGCAAAAUAUAGGAAUUUAUGAGAUAAAGAAAGGAGAUUUCUCUGUUAAGGUCACCAAUUAUGGUGCCAGAAUUAUCUCUGUUUUUCUUCCUGAUAAGAACGGAAAAAUAGAUGAUGUUGCUCUGGGAUAUGACACCAUUGAGGAAUACAAGAAUGAUGCAAAUUCUUUUGGAGCCCUACUUGGAAGGGUUGCCAACCGGAUUGGUGGAGCUCAAUUUACUUUGAAUGGAACCCUUUAUAAGCUUUCCGCCAAUGAUGGUGCAAACACGCUGCACGGUGGAUUUAAAGGAUUUAGCAAAGUUGUUUGGAAUGUUAUCAAGUAUGAGAAAGAAGGUUUCUAUCCUCACAUUACUUUAACCUACCACAGUGCUGAUGGCGAAGAAGGAUUUCCUGGCGAUCUUCUUGUCUCAGUUACCUAUGCAUUGAAAGAUCCUUACAAGCUUAGUGUGGUAAUGAAGGCAAAAGCUCUGAACAAGGCCACUCCAGUUAACUUGGCUCAACACACUUAUUGGAACCUUGGUGGACACAACAGUGGCGAUAUCUUGUCCAGCGUUGUUCAAAUCUUUGCAUCACACAUCACUCCAGUAGACAAGAACCUCAUUCCUACAGGCGAAAUUUCUCCCGUCAAGAACACGCCCUAUGAUUUUCUUAAGCCCCGUAAAGUUGGGAGCCAGAUCAACAAACUUCAAAAUGGAUAUGACAUCAACUAUGCACUCGACAGCACUGAAAAAAUGAAGCCCGUGGCAAUAGUUCAUGAAGAAAAGUCAGGAAGAGUGAUGGACGUACAAGCAACCGCACCUGGUGUGCAAUUCUACACUGCAAACUCCCUUAAUCAGAAAGGGAAAGGUGGAUAUGUGUAUCAACCUCAUUCAGCCUUAUGUUUUGAGACUCAAGGGUUCCCGGAUGCUGUGAAUCACCCAAAUUUCCCUUCAACAAUUGUGACUCCAGGAAAGGCCUAUGUUCACAAAAUGUUGUAUACAUUCUCAAUCAUGAAAUACUGGAAUUCUUAUUAGUUUUUUUGCAUCAGCGCUUGUGUCUUUUGUAUCUUCUGCAUAGAUUGAUACUUCUGUCAAGGUUAUAUGUUCUAUAUGAUAAAUAAAACACCUGACAGUGAGGACACUUGUGUUCUGAGGGAGUUCCCACAGAACUGUUUUCAGACA